Messenger RNA from Pocillopora damicornis (cauliflower coral), 2952 nucleotides. RefSeq names its product carboxypeptidase Q. Lineage: Eukaryota; Metazoa; Cnidaria; Anthozoa; Scleractinia; Pocilloporidae. The record is from RefSeq and is a predicted model, not a curated record. Gene Ontology annotation, biological process: proteolysis; peptide catabolic process. Gene Ontology annotation, molecular function: metallodipeptidase activity.
UAAAAUCUGUACAGAAAUCACACCAACCACCUCGCGCACAAAGUGAGAAGACUCUAUGAAGGCUUGAAAUUAUAUUGCGAUCGAUUUUCAUCAUGAAACGGGCUGGAAUAUUCCACGAUAGCGCAAAUAAUCGUGGAAGCUGAUCGCGGAAAAGCGAUUGCGUGACGCUUGGUAAAUUGCAAGAUGACAUGUUGCCACAUACCAGACGAAAAAACUCUUUAGAUUCUCAGUCUGCAUUUUGUACCCACUCUGCAGUGUGCAGUCAACAUUUUGUACCUAGUCUACAUUUUGUAUCCGGUCUGCAGUCUGCAUGUUGUACUAACAGGUACCCGUGGCACCAAUGUUUUAGUUUUGGUCACAGUUAUUCGCACAACACAGUCAAAGUACCACAAAAUAUCUGUGUGUGAGUUAAUUCGACAUUUUCGUUCUUUUCCGCGCUAAUACACUUCUUUCCUUUUGUAAGAAUGUAGACAUCACUUACAAUGUUUCUAGUAGUCCACCCAUCCAUUAGAUUAAGACAGGCUAAAUCGGACAGCAGCCAAUUGCAAAGGAACAGAAGUGCUAACCAAUGAAAAUGAGGAAGAAUGCAGGUCGAGAGGUACAUAUUGACGAAAGAUGAAUACAGCUACUGGUCAUAAGUACACAGAAGCGAUUAGUGUCUUUCAGAAGCGUGAAAGACUGAGGAAACCUUUACGGUAUAAGAAAGCGCUGACUGAAUCUUAAACAAUUCAAGAGGAAAAGGACUUCACAGUACUACAGGUAGAGGGUUAACAUGGAGCUAAGGAUUAUUUGGUUGCAUGUUGUUCUGACUUGCUCACUGUCAUUAAUGUCAGAAUCAGCCAGGGAUGUUAACAAAGCUUUAAACAUGGUAAGGAACGAGAUGGCAGAUCAUCAAGCUGAUGCAAACAAGAUUAUAGACUUCUUAACAAAAGGACCAGGAAAGCAUCAAGUUUACAAUAGACUUGCAACGUUUGUUGAUACAUUUGGCAGUCGAAUUGCAGGCUCUGCCAAUCUGGAACAUGCUAUAGAUUACAUGCUUGAUGAACUGAAAGAGGAUAAACUUGAUAAUGUACAUGGUGAAGAAGUGAAUGUAACCCACUGGGUGCGUGGUAAGGAAUCAGCCCAAAUGAUUAUGCCCAGGAAUCACUCUAUUGCCCUGCUUGGCCUUGGAGGUAGUGUAGGUACUCCACCUGAAGGUAUAACUGCAGAAGUUUUGGUUGUGAGCUCAUUUGAUGAACUUCAUGCCAAGGCCUCAGAGGCUAAAGGUAAAAUUGUGGUUUUAAAUGAGAAAUGGAUUAGUUAUGGGAAGACAGUGGUUUAUCGUACACAAGGGGCUGCAGAGGUGGCUAAAGUUGGUGGCCUUGCCUCCCUCAUCCGUUCUGUGACACCAUUUUCUAUCUACAGUCCUCAUACUGGUUGGCAAUAUUAUGAGAAAGGAGUGAAGAAAAUUCCGACAGCCUGUAUUACAAUAGAGGAUGCAGAAAUGAUGACCAGGAUGGCUGCUAGAGGAACAAAAAUAAUAGUUAAUUUGAAAAUGGAAGCCCAAAAUUUGCCACAAGUAGUUUCUAGGAACACAGUUGCUGAGAUAGAAGGCAGCGUGCAUCCAGAACAGGUGGUUCUUGUCAGUGGCCAUCUUGACAGCUGGGAUGUUGGUCAAGGUGCAAUGGAUGAUGGAGGUGGUGCAUUCAUUUCCUGGCAAGCACUGUCAGUUAUUCGACAACUAGGUCUCAAACCAAAACGCACAAUGCGGAUGGUGCUAUGGACAGGAGAAGAGGUGGGUCUUCUUGGAGCAGAACAAUACUACAACCGACACAAAGAUAGUGCAGGAAAUUUCAGCUUGGUGAUGGAGUCUGAUAUUGGAACCUUCAAGCCUCUAGGGAUAGUGUUUCAAGGCAGUGAAAAAGCAGCAGUCAUUAUGAAGGAUGUGAUGGAGCUGUUGAAGCCAAUUAAUGUCACUAACCUAACAGUUACUCAUGUUGGUGGGGAUAUCACCUUCUGGAUCCAAGAUGGGGUACCAGGUGGAAGCUUGAAGAAUGAGAACAGCAAGUACUUCUAUUUCCACCACUCAAAUGGUGACACCAUGACUGUACAGGAUCCUGAUGCCAUGGACCUGUGUGCUGCAGUGUGGACUGUUGUGGCUUACACUGUUGCCAAUCUGGAUGAAAUGCUGCCUCGAAACUAGUAACAGCAGAACUAUGAUUACCAAUGUAGUUCUCUUUCAUUUUCAGUAUUGUAAAAAGUCUUACUACUUUUUUUAAGGUAGCAAUGAGCUCAAGACACAGACACUAAAGCAAAUGAAAUAAUAUUUUUUAAAUAUAAUUUAGUGUGAGAUGAGAUGAACAUUUAGGUAGGAAAGGAGAGGGAGGGUGUGGCAUGAUCUAUACUUUAGAGACAGGAGAACAUGUUUUUUAAUUCUACUGCAUGCCUUUCACCAGAUAGAAUAGUUCAUUGGAAUUUGAUUCUAGUAGUUAAAGUAUAUUUUUUUAAACACAAGUAUAUACUACUAAAAUGAUACCCCAUUCACACCAAAGCAUGGUUUAAAAUUUUUUCUUCAUAGAAGCUGCUUAAAUUGAUGUUUGUUGACAUUAAAUGAAGCACGUUGAAAACAGAAGUUGGCCAUUUCUUGAAUCCUGUGGGAAAUUUGGUUUAUGAGUUCUCUUAAACAUGGUUUAAAUCAACAGGUUUUGAAGGUGUGAAUUAAUUUAAGUUAAGUUAACACUUUGUAGUUGUAGGUUUUUUUAGGAAACUUAGGUAGGGAAAUAUUUCACUCCUUACUGUUUUGCAAGUUAUGGUCCUCUGUACAGGGAAAGAAAAAGUCUUCUGGGGCAUUACAAUCCUAUUCAAUAGCUUCCCAAGGACAACUUAACAAAUUCCUGUACAAGGAGGAUUCCUAAGAGCUCUACUAUGUAGUCAUAUGGCACAAGCACAAUAGCACCCAAGCUGACAUAGACA